CAUCAGAAGCAAUGCUUCAUUCACUUCUGUAUGCCCACUUUUCCGAGACAUAGACAGGACUUCCUACCAUCCGAAGCUACAGAAAGAUGAAGCGGUUCAUUGACGCCAAAAGACACUAUGUCGAUCUGGAGGAUAGAGCUCUAUACCUCGUACAGGAGUCGACUCAUCACUCCCCCAGAUGGCUUACGGUAAGGCUGGACUUCAUGGGAGGCGUAUUGGUGUUAUUUGUCGCUCUUCUCGCAGUGACCGACGUCUCCGGGAUCAAUGCUGCCCAGAUAGGGCCGGUACUAAUGUAUACCAUUAUGCUGUCACUCAUGUGUGGCAUGGUGACCCGACAAACGGCUGACGUCGAGAAUAACAUGAACGCAGUGGAACGAUUGGCGGAGUACCUCAAUGGCAAAACGAUCCCCCAGGAGGCACCACAUGAGAUAGAAGCUCAUAAGCCCCUGGCGCAAUGGCCCGAGCAUGGCGCCAUCGAAUUUAAAGAUGUCAAGAUGGCAUAUAGACCUGUCCUUCCCAACGUAUUGAUGGGCAUCUCGAAAAUAGGUGUUGUUGGAAGGACUGGUGCGGGAAAAUCUUUGUUGAUGCUUGCGUUUGUCGAUAUAUCUACAAUUGGUCUCAAAGACCUCCGCUCCAGGAUUUCCAUCAUCCCACAAGGUCCUCUUCUCUUUAGCGGUCGGUGUCGGUCAUUUACAUGCUCUUGUUUGAAGCGCUGAAUGACCACAGGGACCAUCCGGUCCAACCUGGAUCCAUUCUCCCAACACAGUGACGCAGAUUUAUGGGAUGCGCUUCAUCAGUAUUGUCUUGUUGAU
Molecule: messenger RNA, 812 nt
Organism: Suillus clintonianus
Lineage: Eukaryota; Fungi; Basidiomycota; Agaricomycetes; Boletales; Suillaceae
Product: multidrug resistance-associated protein member 3
Exons: 10
Coding region: 87-716 (209 amino acids)
Biological process (GO): transmembrane transport
Cellular component (GO): membrane
Molecular function (GO): ATPase-coupled transmembrane transporter activity; ATP binding
Source: RefSeq, a predicted model, not a curated record